GGCCCAAGUAUUGCAGUUUUCGUUUUUUGAUUGUAAAUAGUCUUAUAUAAUAUUUAACAAUUCAUAUAAAACAACUAACAAAAACUAAAGAGAAAAAUGAAAACAACUGUCCUAUUUUUCUGUUUUUGCAUCAUUGCAAGCAGUGAAGUCUUUGGUGAAGAAAAUCUUCCAGAAAUCAAAAUAAUUUAUGAAGAUCCGGCAGCUACAGCAGCUAGACCUUUCAGGAAAGAAGAUUGCAGCCUAGGUGUAGAACAAAAAAUAGGUCUAACCAGCUGCCGUGCUGAUAUCCCCGUAUACAGAUGGAGCAACACAGAAAACAAAUGUGUCAAUGAUUUCUACAGCGGCUGCCAUGCUACCAAAAACAACUUCCAACAUAAGGAAGACUGUGUGAAGAUAGCAACCCCAAUUUGUUCUAGUUAAUUGUGAUGUGAAUAAAACUUUAUUGAUACAAUAACUGUUAAUUGGAGACUAUAUAAAAAUAAUGAUAAAAUAUGUUUGUUUGCUUAUUAGACCUUAUA
This is a messenger RNA of Diabrotica balteata, 518 nucleotides long. The record is from the annotation of a GenBank genome assembly. NCBI's taxonomy places the organism in Eukaryota, Metazoa, Arthropoda, Insecta, Coleoptera, Chrysomelidae.